Patella vulgata (common limpet) is the source of this 4528-nucleotide messenger RNA. RefSeq lists its product as uncharacterized. Gene Ontology annotation, molecular function: protein binding. Lineage: Eukaryota; Metazoa; Mollusca; Gastropoda; Patellidae. The transcript has 9 exons. The record is from RefSeq and is a predicted model, not a curated record. The coding region runs from base 229 to 2916 and encodes 895 amino acids.
GGCUUUGUUGGGUGUGGAUACGCGAUUAUCUAGUCCGUUUUGUGCAUAAUUUUAUAUCCUUUAGUAUACAUUUAUAACUUGAUCUCGUCUAUACGCUAUGAUAUAACAGUACAUUUUAAGUUGACACUCCGCACAGUUGACAUGAUUAACACGGUUCCCCGUUUAACAUUGCCUAAGGAUUACUUAUCGUGAAUAUGUAAAUAGAGGGAAUAUAAAAUAAAGGUAGAAAUGGAGAAUGAUAGUGAAAUAGAUUGCGGCGAAGUUACCCUUGUCAAAAGUCCAAUCAAUGGAUUGUGUGAAAUUGAAAAGCAUUGGUUUGACGACACGAAGUGCCAGAAGACUUCAGGAGGAUCAUCUUUGGGAGAAUCAUCUCUGAGUAGCUCCAAUGGAUCAAAUUGUGACCAUCUGCUACAUGACGCUUUAUUAUCAUCAACAUCUGACUGCGACGACGAUAGUCUCUUUGGAUACGGGUCACCCACAAAAUGUAAAACACGUAUUAACAAUGGUCAAAACACUUGUGGUGUACGUGACAUUCCUGGAGUUAUAUUGGUAAGCGAUAUCAAUAAAGAUUUUACUAUGGACGGUAGAGAAGGAAGUAUUAUCGAGCCAAUGAAAACACUAAUGAAUGAUUUUUCCAGUCUCAGCUUAAAGCGAAAUGUGAUAACCAAGGAUGGCUCUGAUCAAGUACGUGAUGUCAAUAAAGAUUCCACGAUAGAAGUUAACGAAGUAAGUAAUUGCCAGUCAAUGAAAACACUAAGGAAGGAGUUUGCCGGUCUCGGUCUGCAGCAAAAUGUGAUAACCAAGCAAAAUGAGUCGUCAGAAUAUAACGACGGCUCAGAUCAAGUAGAGACAACCUUAGUAAUGAACGAAAAGCCAUCAACUCCCGAUGAAGAGACUGUCUUUUUGUGCAGAAAAUUAAAGGAAGAACUUGAUUUAACCAAUGAGACAAGAGGGCCUCAUCCGAUUAAUCCCUAUCCUAAAACAGGACACCAUCAGUCGUCUACAAACGUCAACCUGCGAACUAUCAGAGGACGUAACGCACAUCUUCCUAAUCAAUAUAACUAUAACACUCAACUAGAAACAGACGAUGUAGCAACCCGGAAUAUUCUUGUUAAUCACACGAACAGUACUGAAUCAAUUCACACGCGCCCGUCCUGUCUCCGCGGACCCCCAGACAAUGCAAUAGCAAUCGUGUUUCCUGCCCUUGAAACAGUAGAUAAAUUUAUGCAGGAAUAUCCUACAAGUGAUAAUUCAUCUAGGUCUGUUGGUGUUACUUUACCGAAAAAUCCCCAAGGAAUUCCUCCUCUCCCUUCCAUUCAUUCAUUUUUUCCGACAGAUAUAGACCACCGCCAGUUCACAUAUAAUGGUAGUGGUCUGUCAGCAGGCUGUGGAUUCUCUAACCAAAGCAUAUCACAUCCAACAAAAUUGAUGUCUAACGAACAUACGCCAUAUUUAACAAGUGUUCAAAGCCCUCCCAUUUGUUCAGAUAUUGGGUUCAACACAUUUACUAAUUCGUCCAAUUGCGCGGUAAUGCAUAACAUGACAAAUUAUGCUUAUUGUAAUCCAACCAUGCUUACUAAUAACAGAAAUGAACAACGACAAAUGAAAAUUGAUUUCCGGGUUUCUCACACAGAUUCUCCUGUUAACCAGAAAGGGUCUAGAAAUGUCAGUGUCCAAUCAACUACUUAUUACACUCCCAGAAAUCACGAACAUCCAAUGGGCAAUAUACCUAAUAUGAUGCCGGGAAGAACUCGAAGUGGAUCAACAAGUUCCCAAAGCUCUUCUUCAACAUAUCAAAGUUCAAUCCGUUCUCCUGGGUAUCCAUCUGACCCAUCAACUGCAGAAAUGUCACCGCCUUCCAUAGCAUCAAGUCAUGGUUCGCCUGGUCCUUUCUGUGAUUUCGAUCCAAAUUCGCCCCCUUCUCUUUACAAUCCACAUAACCCCAAUUUGGCCGACUCCCCAGUUAAAACAAGAACGUUACCACUGAUAAACAGUAUCCCAGUUCCUGCACGUUUUAGGCACAUUCCUACGCAAAACAACUGUGCAGAAAAUACAGUCGUCGAAGACGAACCGGAUAGUAUAGUUGUUGAAGACGAAUCUGAUACUGAAAGUGAACCAGAUUAUGGCAACAAUCCUCUCCAUGACUUAUCUCACAUCACAGAUCCAGUAGAACGAAACAGUAUCAUCAAUAAGCAAAAAUGCUGUCCAGAUUUUAGAAAAAAUAUCGACGCGCUCAACAAAUUGAAUCAGACACCCCUUUACCUUGCUGUUAAGUGCCAGAAUAAGGACGUUUGUGAUUAUUUAUUGACGAAACAAGCAAACCCAACUAUAUUAUGCUUUAGAAGGGACACGAGAAAAAUAGAACGUAGUUUCCACGAGAAUGCUCUCCAUUUGGCUAGUGAAAAGGGAUAUUAUGAGAUUGUAGAAAUGCUCUUGAAAUAUUACCAAGGACCAAAUUUCAUAGACAGUAGAAGAAAGGGAGAUGGCAUGACACCAUUACUUUUGGCGAUAGCUGAACACAGUUCAACACGAAGAAACCAUAGCAAUAUAAUCCGAAUCCUUGUUGAAUACGGCGCCAAUUUAUCCAUCAAAGAUAAUAAAACCGGCAGUUUACCUUUAAUGUUGGCAACAAAGAAACACGAACUAAAGCUUGUCCUCGAGUUGUUGGAUGACCUAGAUGCAGGGAAACGACGGGAGCAAGUUCUCGAAAAAGAUCGCAGUGGUAAUACCUAUCUUCACAUGGCGGCUCAAAUUACUAACCACAAUACCACAGAAGAUUUAGCUAGCGUCUCAGAUAGUGAUAUACAGGAUUUUUGUAUGAGAAUCGUACAGUAUGGAGGCGAUGUUGAAGCUAAAAAUUGUGAAGGGUUGAUGCCAAAAGAUUUACGUCAUAAUCUGAUGAGACAGAUAAGAUGAAUAUAGAGUUAACAUAUUUUGAUACCAACAGCCCCAGGCAAAACGUUUGACAAAAUUUUGAAAUUUGUAUUCAUUCAUUUUUGAUCCCAUCUAGCUAUCAGAUUUUUAGUCUGCUGUCAAUGAAACCGAUGCGGGCUAUAGAUUUCAACUCUGUUGGUCUGGCAAUCUGUCCGAAACCGUUUUUCGGGCCUUUUCCGCAAUGAAUCAGUGAAUGCAGACGCAGUUCAAGUUUCGUCACAACUGGCAUACUUUUACAGGUAUUAAGACCAUUCGACUUUCGCUUAUGCUUCAAGAUGUGUAACUUAAAUUAAUUGUGCAGGGUGCAUCUUAUUGUAUUCAAUCAAUCAUAUACUUGUUAGAUAAACCAACGUUCAAAAUGACUUUAGGAAGACCGGAAGGAAAAACUAAAAAUGUUUGUUAUAGUGUGGAUACUUCGACGUCUGUUCCACUAUCAUCCUACACAUUAAAAUUAUCGGGUUGAUUUUAAUACGUUGUCUUGAACACCUGAGUCCGAAAUUAACAUCGUGUACUUUACAACAAUUGAAUUAGUAGAUAUCUUAUAAUUAGCCAUGUUUUUUAUCCUUAUAGUACUGGAGCUUCAGAUAAAUCGACUCUCUCGAAGAUUUAAAUUAUAACUAUAAAAGAACUGAACAUUUUAGGUCAAAUGGAAGGAUUGAUUUGUGAUGAAUCGGUCUGUUAUUUCGAUUAAAUUUUUGUUUCGGAAUAUUUCAUUUACCAUUCUAUUUUCUAAUUUGGUUAAAAUUGUCGAUAUAGCGGAACACUAAUUCAACUAUAUCUCAGCACUGGCUUUAUACCUAAAGCAAAUCAGAACAUCUAACUUAAUUAAAUCAAUAAAACACCUAAUAAAAGUGAUCUAGUUUUUAAACGUUGCAGUAUUUAUUAUAUUUUGAAUAGAUGAGCACCAGUGUUACCGUAUAACGUGUGUGUCCGCCAUGUCGUUUAUAAAACUAUGUUAACAUAUCUCCAUAUAUUAUCUAGGUUCAGGUGUCCCACUUACUCUUCAAGCCACGGGGGGGGGGGGCCGAAUGGUUAGCACGUGCGUGCUGUAUCACACGGCCUGUCAUUGAGUCAACUGGCGUGGUUUCGAAUCCCCGGUUGUACGUGACAAGGAGUAGGGUCGCCUGUUCAACCUCGCGGGUUUUCUCCGGGUUCUCCGGUUUCCUCCCACUGCUAAAGACCCCUACGCGCAAGCGAAGUCUUGAAAUAAAAUUAAGAAACCAUAUGUUAGUCCCGAAAUGACCUAGUUUGUGUCGAAUGGACGUUAAACCCCAUCUCUCUCUCUCUCUCUCUCUCUCUCUCUCUCUCUCUCUCUCUCUCUUCCAGUCACGGGCAUUUGAAUGUAUGAAUUUGUCUAUGUUUUAUUGUGCAGUUUUCUGUCAAGAUUCUGUGGUGGUUAAAAAUAAAUAGCAGGACAAAUUCCACCAACCACAUGACGAAUAAGUUGUUUAAUAAUGUACAUAUUUAGAAUCAGAAUAAUAUACCUGGUUGUUAUCAAUGUAUUGUAAAUUAAGUAAUUAUAAUAACACAACCUAUAAAUAUGGAUUUAUUACACUUGUUAGUGCGUAGUAAUAAAUUACCUCAUCUUUCUAAA